Strongylus vulgaris is the source of this 360-nucleotide messenger RNA. The record is from the annotation of a GenBank genome assembly. Lineage: Eukaryota; Metazoa; Nematoda; Chromadorea; Rhabditida; Strongylidae.
CACACAUAUUUCCGUAAUGGCCAAGUCUAUCGUCAUGAUUAUGGCUACAUGCCUGUUAAGAACGCUACCAGGGCUGAUCCACGAAUCCACGUUGCUUACCUAACUACAUCUAGCGAAGGUUGGUCAAUGAUGGAACAAGGUCAGGUUAAGGGACCACUUAUGUUCUUCCAUUUGAAACAGUUUCUGCGAAGGAGUUUCGAUGUCGGUGCUAACCGAGCUGAUCUGGAGAUUCGAGAAGUGCGUCGCUUCGAAAGACAGUUUGAAUUGCCCAGCCACAAUCAGAUGAUCAUGAAGGUUAGAGCAGAAACAAGUAUCGGUUUUGAGGACUAUACGGCCUUCUAUAAACGAGUAAUGGGAUGA